This is a messenger RNA of Glycine soja, 2476 nucleotides long. RefSeq names its product calmodulin-binding protein 60 A-like. Gene Ontology annotation, biological process: regulation of salicylic acid biosynthetic process. The coding region runs from base 429 to 2159 and encodes 576 amino acids. NCBI's taxonomy places the organism in Eukaryota, Viridiplantae, Streptophyta, Magnoliopsida, Fabales, Fabaceae. Gene Ontology annotation, cellular component: nucleus. The transcript has 7 exons. The record is from RefSeq and is a predicted model, not a curated record. Gene Ontology annotation, molecular function: sequence-specific DNA binding; calmodulin binding; DNA-binding transcription factor activity.
CCACUCACUCUCCCACCCUAAGCCUCAGAUCAUGUUGUUGUUGUUCGCUCUUCUUCUCAAUCACUCCCUCUUUUAACUUAAUUAACCAAACUGCUCGUCUCGUUCCGCGUCGUCGUUUCCUCCAAUCAUCACAACAACACAGUGAUGGUGGCGCUGUCGCUGUUGGGGGAAAAAAUCCGAAUCCAAAGGUGGUAGUAGAUGACGAGAAAAGCCGAAGGCGGAGAAGCAUCCCAGACGCAAACAAACUCGGACAAUGGUUAGAAACAUGACACGGAAGUACUGCAAAAAGUAGAAGGAGGGAAGAAGAACGCUCUCAUCACUUUAUUCAUUUCAUUUUUGGACCUUACGGAGAGCCCCUUUCUUGUCCCUUCCCUCUCUCGACACCACUAUUUAUUCUUACUUUCUGCUCUCUAUCUCUCUCGCGCCGCAUGUUGCUCGAUUUCUAUUUCCAACAACACCGCAGCGUCGUAGAAUUACUACUCUCUUUCUUUCUUCGUCUCUUUGUUCCUUCUUCGGCCAUGUCGCUCAAGCGCCGCCCCGAUGAUGGGAAGACUCCAGACGACAAGCGUAGAAAGCCUCCUCCUUUCUCCAGUGUGGUGCGUGACGUGAUGAAGUUACAAUCACUCGGGCAUUUGCUGGAGCCAAUUCUAGAGCCCUUGGUUCGAAAAGUGGUUAAGGAAGAAGUUGAAGCUGCCUUAAAGAGGCAUUUAACCAGCAUGAAACAGACCUGUGGAAAGGAGUUUCAUACUACUGAAUUAAGAAAUUUGCAGCUGCAGUUUGAAAACAGCAUUUGUCUUCCUGUCUUUACUGGAGCUCGAAUUGAAGGAGAGGAUGGCUCCAACUUAAGAAUAGGUUUAGUUGAUGCCCUAACUGGGAAGGUUGUUAGUACAGGACCUGAAUCGUCGGCUAAGGUGGAAAUUGUAGUCCUUGAGGGUGAUUUUGAAGAAGAAAGCGAAACUUGGAUGCCUGAAGAGUUCAAGAGCAAUAUUGUGAGAGAGAGGGAAGGAAAAAAGCCCCUUCUUACAGGAGAUGUAAUUUUAUAUCUUAAAGAUGGGAUUGGUAUGGUGAGUGAAAUUUCAUAUACAGAUAAUUCAAGCUGGACAAGGAGCCGUAGGUUCAGGCUUGGGGCAAGAGUUGUGGACAACUUUGAUGGUGUUAGAAUAAGAGAAGCAAAGACAGAAUCAUUCAUUGUCAGGGAUCACAGAGGAGAAUUGUACAAGAAGCACCAUCCUCCUGGUCUGUCUGAUGAAGUUUGGAGAUUGGAAAAAAUAGGCAAGGAUGGAGCUUUCCACAAGCGCUUGAGUCGGGAAAAGAUCGUUACUGUUAGAGAGUUUCUCACACUUCUGAAUCUGGAUCCAGCAAAGCUGCGCAGUAUACUGGGCACUGGGAUGUCUGCAAAGAUGUGGGAAGUAACUGUGGAGCAUGCUCGAACUUGUGUACUUGAUACAACGAGGCACGUGUACUUCCCUUCUAAUUCUCAAGAACCUGGUGUGGUCUUCAAUGCUGUGGGACAAGUGACAGGACUGCUUUCUGAAUGCGAUUAUGUCACAGUAGAUAAGCUGACUGAAACUGAAAAGGCUGAUGCUCAAAACGCAGUUACUGCUGCAUUAAGACAAGGGGAGAAAUACGCAACUUUCGAAGAUGAAGACUCUCUCAUGGAUGGGUCUUCACACUUAACUAAUGUACUUUACUCCCCAAGCUCUCCCAAGACUGAGGGAUCAAGUGCCAACAAGAUUUUGGCUCCCCAAAAGACUGGAGGAUUCAAUUACCCGCCAGCAAAUGCCUCUUCCCCAGAUAUCAUGUCAUCCAUUUAUUCUGUUGGUGGAACUAGUAGCUUGGAUGACUAUUGCUUGCCUAAUUUUGACAGCAUGGGCCUUAGAUAUGAUCAGACCCUCAGUUUUCCAGUCCAAGUUUCCAACUCUUUGAUCUGUGACACUGAUUCAAUGGCUCAUGCUUUUAGUGAUGAAGACCAUCUGCAGUUUUUUGAUACUGAUCUUCAAUCGCAUGUUCAAGCAGAUCUACAGAGUGCUAUUGAUAGCUUCAUGUUGGCACGUCCCACAGCCAAUGGUGGUGCACAAAGGAGAUGGAGAAAGGUAUGCAAUGUCCUAAAAUGGUUCAUGGUUAGGAAACGAGGAAACCAAAUACAGGUAAGGUUGUGAAGAACAUGAAGGUUCAGUUACUAUUGUACAUUGUGCUCAUGAAUGCAGCAAAAAAAAAUAUUUUGUCCCCCUCAUAGAGAAAAGUUAUGAUUUCUCUUAGUUGUAAAUACAUCUAUGCAUUUGUUCUUAUAGCUGGCUAGAUGUCAUAGAAUUUCCCUAUCCUUUUGUUAUUAGGUUGUAAAUACUUGUAUUUUACAGUCAGGAGAGGAUUUCUGGUUGAUGGCUGAUGCUUGGUAAUUUCAAGAUCCAGCGACCUUUAUUGAUCAUAUUUUUGUAAGCAUGUUUUGUCCAAUAAAAUCAGUUUUUCCCCCUGAGAA